AUGUUGCAAAAGCGAGUUUUAAGUACUUCAGCCGUGCUUGCUGAUUCCACAUUCUCAUUAAACAACUGGCAAAAUUUUAAUACAAGACAACGACCUUUAAAAAGACAAGCUAAGGAUAACAAAGCACCUGGUCUUGUUGAUACUCUGCAAGUUGACCCAAUUGCAGCAGCUACCAAUGCUAGUGCAGCUACUCCGCAAUCAUUAUACCGAAGACCAACUCACCCUACCUCGGUCCCACUCUCCAAACUCUUUAGCAACAGUUUCCCACUUAGUAUAAAGGAAUCACUUGAAGAUUACAAAGUACGCCACGACCUGCUCAAGUUUCAGCAUGACUUGUUAUCGACACUACCGUUUUAUCCAAACCCAGACAAUAUGGGUCGCUCAUCUCAAGUACUAAAAGUACCAAUCGAUGACAAUGGCAAUUACAUUAAUGAAUUUGUUAUCUACCCCAGCGGUAAAACCGAAGUGGAUCUGCCGAAUAUGAAACACUUGGUUAUGAUCCACGGGUACGGUGCAGGUCUUGGUUUUUAUUUGAAAAACUUUGAAGCUAUUGCAACAAAGAAAAACUGGUGUAUCCACGCAAUCGAUCUCUUUGGCUAUGGGUGCAGUUCACGACCUCAUUUCCAUCCAGACAAUUUGGAAAAAGUGCAAGCUUGGUUUCACGACUCGUACCAGGCAUGGUUUGAUCAAAAACAAAUCAAAAAGGAAAACUUGUUGAUAAUGGCACAUUCAAUGGGUGCUUACCUAAUGGCCAUGUACGGUAUCCAACGUGACCCAUCUUUCUGCAAAAAACUAGUCAUGUGUUCGCCUGGCGCCAUAAUCAAACAUCGCAAAAAGGUGUUUGUACCAGAUUAUUUCAAGAGAUUGUGGGAGCAAAAUAUCUCACCAUUUACAUUGGUCCGUAAGAGUGGACCUUUGGGCUCAAAGUUGGUGAGCGGAUGGUCCUCAAGAAGGUUUGCCAAACUACACCCAAGAGAAGCCGAUUUAUUACACAAGUACUCGUAUGGGAUUUUCCAAGCAAGAGGAAGUGGAGAAUAUAUGCUAAACUAUUUGCUUGCACCUGGUGCCGAUGCUCGGCAUCCGUUGAUUGCUCAGGGCGUCCACAAGUUGCAAUGCAAUCUAUCAUGGUGGUAUGGCGAAGAAGAUUGGAUGGACAAGAAAGGAGGAGAAUUGUGUUCAAGAAUUGUAAACAAUUAUCAUAAAGAUAACAAGAGCAAUGUCAAGAUCUUCAAGAACAGUGGCCAUCACAUAUACCUCGAUACUAUCGAUGGGUUCAACCAGGCGCUACUUGAAGAGAUGAAUAAGUUAGAUUAA
This is a messenger RNA of Lodderomyces elongisporus, 1314 nucleotides long. Its product is annotated as carboxylic ester hydrolase. Bases 1 to 1314 code for a protein of 437 amino acids. The record is from RefSeq and is a predicted model, not a curated record. Gene Ontology annotation, molecular function: A2-type glycerophospholipase activity; lysophosphatidic acid acyltransferase activity. NCBI's taxonomy places the organism in Eukaryota, Fungi, Ascomycota, Pichiomycetes, Serinales, Debaryomycetaceae. Gene Ontology annotation, cellular component: mitochondrial inner membrane; mitochondrion. Gene Ontology annotation, biological process: lipid homeostasis; cardiolipin acyl-chain remodeling; phosphatidic acid biosynthetic process. The transcript has a single exon.